AUGUUGUUUUACCUUACAACAAAAAAAUUAGCUUCUGUCUGCACAUCUGUUAAACCAUAUGCCUCUGACAAUCCCACUCUUGAACUAACUUGGGCCUUGCAGACAUGGACUGAAAAUGAUUUCUUGUGCAAGAACUAUAUUUUGAAUGGUUUAUCUGAUGAUCUUUAUGAUUAUUAUUCUUCUUAUGAUAUUGCUAAAGAUUUGUGGGAUGCACUUCAAAAAAAAUAUGACACAGAAGAAGCUGGUGCAAAGAAAUUUGCUGUCAGUCGCUAUUUGAAGUUUCAAAUGGUGGAUGAAAAAUCAGAAGAAGCACAAUCUCAUGAACUACAGAAAAUUGCACAUGAAAUUAUUAUUGAAGGCAUGAAUCUAGAUGAACAAUUUCAGGUGGCUGUUAUCAUUGACAAGCUGCCUCCCAGCUGGAAAAAUUUCAAGAAUGCUCUGCGUCACAAGACCAAAGAAUUUUCCUUGGAAAGCUUGAUCACUCGUCUGCGUAUUGAGGAGGAGGCCAGGAAACAUGACAUGAAAGAAGAAGUUUUGCUCGUCUCCAACAACAAGAAAAAUCACAACUCCAACAAGAAUCGAACCCCAGCUGCUCUGAAGACAAAUGGCAAGAAUAUGAAAAAUCAAAACAGGAACCGCAACAACAACAACCAGAAUCGAAAUGGGACACACAGCCAAAGUCAGAAUCCUCAACACCAUCAUAAUCGGAACCUUCAUCAGAAUCAUAUUAGGAGUCAACCCCCCUCACAUGAUGAUGAUUCGAGACAAUUUCUAUGUUAUAACUGUCACAAGCUAGGGCACCUUGCCCGGAACUGUAGGAAUAGGUAUCCCCCUGCUCCUCAAAUGAAUAUAACUGAAGAGCAACUUAUUGCUAUGAUUUCAGAAAUCAACAUGGUCGAUGGAUUAGAGGGGUGGUGGGUAGACACUGGCGCUUCUCGACAUGUUUGCUAUGAUCGUGCCUUUUUCAAGACCUAUUCUGUGACUGAUGACAGGAAAGUGUUGUUGGGUGAUUCUCACACAACAAUUGUUGCUGGAACUGGAGAAAUAGAAUUAAAGUUUACUUCGGGAAAGAUUGUCAUCCUCAAAGACAUUCUACACACUCCAGAAAUAAGGAAGAAUCUGGUCUCAGGCUAUCUUCUCAACAAGGCUAGAUUUACUCAAACAAUUGGAGCAGACUUGUAUACACUUACACAAAAUGGUAUGUUUGUUGGUAAGGGCUAUGCUACUGAUGGAAUGUUCAAAUUGAAUGCUGAUGCUAAUAAAAGUUCUUCUUCUGCUUAUAUGUUGUGUUCUUUCAAUACUUGGCAUGCUAGACUUUGUCACGUUAGCAAAGGCUUGUUAAAAAUAUGA
This is a messenger RNA of Prunus armeniaca (apricot), 1350 nucleotides long. The record is from the annotation of a GenBank genome assembly. NCBI's taxonomy places the organism in Eukaryota, Viridiplantae, Streptophyta, Magnoliopsida, Rosales, Rosaceae.